AUGGAAAGAACUUCUUUACUAUCUAUCACUAAGGCAUACAAGACUGCAUCUACUGACUCUCUCCAAGUACUUGCUGGAACAAUUCCUCUAGAUAUGGCAGUAAACAUAGAAGCUCAACUUAAUAAUAUUUUUCAACAUGAAGAAGAACAUAUAAUCUAUAAACCAAUACCUACACCUUAUAUUUAUCAUCCGGCUGAAGAAAUUUUACUUAAAUAUCAACUGCAUUUACCUACUUAUAAAGGACUAGAAUUAUUUACAGAUGGAUCAAAAAUAUUAGUUAACAAUGAGUUUAAGACAGGAUGCGCUUUCGUGGCCUAUCUGGAGGGAGAACCUGUUGAAAGAAAAACCUUUCGCAUCUCUGAUCACGUUUCCGUGUUUAAGGCUGAAUUAUGGGCCAUUCUCCAGUCGAUUCGUUGGCUUAAAGAACAAAGAAUUACAGACAAUAUCUCAAUUUAUACGGAUUCCCUGUCUAGCCUGCAAGCUUUGGAAAGCAGCAACUCUAAAGAGUAUUUAGUCCACUUAAUAAAACAAGAAUUCACAAACAAUAUCGCUUUACAUUGGAUAAAAGCACAUGCAGGCCAUAAGGGCAACGAAGAAGCUGAUAGGUUAGCCAAAUUAGCCUGUGAGAGAUCAACGGUCGACCUGUUUGAAGAUCCUAGCAGGCGGACUGCAAGAAAAACUUUGGAACGCGAAAAAUUGAUUGAAUGGCAGGAGAGAUGGAGUGACAGCUUCACAAAGGGAAGGCACACAUUCGAGCUCCUCCCGAAACNACUAGGAAAAAUUGGGCUUGGAGUAUGGUACAAAAUGCAACAUGUGCAGAGGUGCCACAUAUCUGACAAGCUCAAGCAAGAAGAAGAAGAAGAAGAAUAUUUUCGAAAUUCUCUUCAUCUUUACUCUGAUCCAGAUGAUUAA
Parasteatoda tepidariorum (common house spider) is the source of this 912-nucleotide messenger RNA. Lineage: Eukaryota; Metazoa; Arthropoda; Arachnida; Araneae; Theridiidae. The record is from RefSeq and is a predicted model, not a curated record.